Molecule: messenger RNA, 1413 nt
Organism: Naumovozyma castellii
Lineage: Eukaryota; Fungi; Ascomycota; Saccharomycetes; Saccharomycetales; Saccharomycetaceae
Gene: DML1
Product: Dml1p
Exons: 1
Coding region: 1-1413 (470 amino acids)
Source: RefSeq, a predicted model, not a curated record
AUGCAUGAGAUAAUAACUUUAUCUGCAUCACAACGAGCUAAUCACCUGACAACACAAUUCUUUAAUUGUCAAGAAGAACUUCUAUACACAGUGGGGGAGAAGCCAAAUGAACCUUCAAUCUUCUUAAAUCCAACCAUAGACAGAAUAUCUAAGACGGUAGCAUACUCACCGAGAGCCAUUUUAUGGGAUGCUCGUACGGGGAAUGGUUCUUUAGCGACAUAUCAGUAUGCUCCUGACACACACGAUUAUCACUACCAAGAUACGGAUGCACCCACCCCAGUAUCAUCAACUAAUAUAAUGACCACCCAUCCCAGGAUCCCUCAAUCAGAAUAUCAAAAAGCACUAGAUAAGAACGAACCAUUGCCAAGAUUGAAUAAGGAGAAUACUAAGUAUUGGUCUGAUUACAGUAAAUUGAUUUAUUCCCCUAAGAGUUUUAGAGGUCUAAAAAAUUGGUAUCACGAUAUAAAGAAUCCAAAUUUACCAGAUUUUCAUAAUUUGCAACAGAGGCAGUUUACUGAUUUUGCCAUGGGUUUUGAUGAAUUUAAAAGUUUUUGCAUGGAUGACUUUAUUGAUGAGCAACUAAGAAUACAACUUGAAAAUUGUGAUACAAUUCAAGGUUUCAACUUGGUAACCGACUUAGAUAGUGGUUGGGGCGGAUUUUCCUCAAAAUUACUUGAAGAACUGAGAGAUGAACUUCCGAAAGUUGACGUCUUCACUUGGGGAUUUAACGAUAAUGAUUAUUACAGUGGAGCAAAAGGGGAUGUCAAAAAUAAAAUUAGAAGCACAGUAUAUUUGGGGAGAGAAUCUAAUUUGUUCUUCCCACUAUGGUCCGAAAAUAAUGCACUAAGUAAUUGGGAAAUUGGAGGAAAAUGUUGUAAGAUAUUUGAUACUAUCAACUCUUUGUUUUCUCAAAAGAGUCCAGAGCAGAUUAAAAAAAUGAGUUUCCUAGAGGAUUGUCUGAUGCUGGACGAUAAGGCAAGAAAAUUUGUAACAAACAUGAUAGAAACCGAUAACAGUAAUGACUAUUCUUUCUACUCACGCGUUACUCCCUUUGGUAAAAACGCUAAGUUAAAUAGAUGCCAUGAAUUCUCAAUAUGCCAACUUUCUAGAAGCUCCAAUCCAAGUACUUCUGGGAAAGAGAAAAGCCAUCUAAAAAAUAAGCAAGAGUUAUAUACCUACCCAUAUUAUCCAUCUGAUACGAUACCUGAUGUCUACAAGGAAGAGGUUGAGUUUAUGAUAAACUUGAAAUUGACGGAGCAUUGUAGAGAUGUCUUCAAUCAUUGGAGUGAUUAUGUUUCAAGGAGAUUUCGCUUCGAUGAAGAUAGAGAAGAAUUAAAAGAUGAGUUAUCGACAAUGGCAGCUGCAUAUGAAAUUGGAUGGUAUGACGACGAAGAUUCUGGCGAUGAUCAGUGA